AUGUCGAGUCUGCACAGCAGCAGUGAAGAUGUGGCGAAGGUGACAGAGGAGCUCUCUCAUUGUCGGACACGAUUGGAUGCUGGAGUCCAAGAAAACAGAAGAAACAGGGACAUCAUACAAGGGCUCACUGACCAGAUCCAGAAGUUCCGACAACGCACUGCUCGAGACUCUGCACAACUCGUCUCACCUGUUCCACUUGCCUCCUCAUUGCCACAACUGACGAUCGAAAUGGCCUCGUCACCAUACAUUGACUACGUGGAGCCGUCGCACUCCUCGCCACGCUAUCUCAGCAGAACCUCGCACGCUCGGCGUUCGAGAAAUAAAAGUCUGACAAGGCUCGACCAGCCUGCCAGUUCUGUAGCGCUAUCUUCCUCCAUCGACGUUCGACAUGUCUAUUCGCCCAGAUUUCGCUCAUCUCCACGUCUUUUGCAGUACUCCGACGAACACUUGAAUUUGGAGGAGCAACAAAGUAUUGAUGAGCUCUUUUCUAGACUGAAGAGUGAGCUUUUCAAAAAUAACACACUGGAAGAAAUAAACGACAUGCUGCGUGAAGAAAACGAUGCCGCGCUGGCUGCAAACGACAAUCUCAGGCAGGAUGUGGUUGAGCUAACGAGAGCCCUCGAGCAGCUGGAGCAAAGCCAACGGGAUGACAGGGAUCGCUUUAAAGCAGAGAACACACGCUAUCGCAGCCAAGUUGAGCAUCAACAUCGCCAACUUAUCGACCUCUGGAAGGCAUUCACGGCUGUGAAACGAAAGGUUCGAGAGCUUCAUACAUCUACAGCUAAAGAUCUGGACAAGCAAAUGACGGAAUUCACUCGAUGCGCGGCCGUGAUGAAAAAAGCGAUCCGACACGCGGAAUUCAAGAACAACGAGUUACGCGAUAAAAUGGCGAAAGAAAAGGACGAAGUGUUGGAGGAGGUGAUGGCGAAGUACGAGGCUUUGUCAACUAGUCAGAUCGAGACGGAGAAACAACUGAUGGAUAAGACUCGCCAACUUCAAAAACUCCAGGACGAGCUUCACAGAACAAAGGAGCAGUGCGAGGAUGUGGAAAAUGCGAUUUCGCGGAUCUGCAACAUGGCUGAACUAAGUUCAGCACCCAUGCGUCUGCGUACACGUAGCGAGAGUCCAGCUACCCCUCACACUGCCAACGAUGCCAUGCGAAAAAUUAGAUCCGUACUGUCCGCAAAAUCAGCCCAACUACGAGAAGCUGACUCGAAGGUCGAGCACACUGAAAUGGAGCUGAAUCGUCUCAAGAAACAGCUAGAAGUUCACGAAAAAGAAAAGCGAUUUCAGAAAGAUCGUGACAAACAGCGGGAUGAGGAAACAACCGAAAGAGAAAUGAGGUUGUCGACAGUCGAACAUGAACUGCGCCGAGCCACCGAGCGUCUUCAAACAAUGGAGCAGGAGAAGUCUAUGAAAGAAGCUAUGUUGACGUCGUUACAAAAUACGAUAACAUCCACACACAGAAAUCACAAGGAGUUCAUCGAAGGUCUCAUGUCAAGCCAUCGCGAUGAGUUGGCAUCCAGGGAUAAAAUGCACGAAGCUGAACUGGAGGAGCGGUUGAAUGAGGAGCGUGCACGUGAAAGCAGAAUGCAAGCCGAGAUAGACCGCUUCAACGCAGAGCUCGAAAGCCUCCGCGAGCAGCUCCGAACUGUCAAGGCUGAGCAUUCAGCCGCUCGAAAAGCAGCUGACGAGAAAGACUUCACAAUAUCCACGCUUGAAGAGAACAUCUCACGAUUAAAGCACGACCUUGACAUGGAGCUGUCCAGACUAGACGCGAAGGAUACCGAAAUUACGGAGCACACCCUUCGCUUUGAAGAAUUGUCGGCGAAGGAACAACAACUGAAGCAAGAUUUAGCUGAGGCACAAGGAUUGAACACCGUUUUGAGCGAUGACAACCGGUCCUUGCAAGAUCAGUUGAUACAACUUCGUUCUGACGUCGACAAACUUCAGGACCAGCUCGACAAUGCAAAUCAGCACAGAGAGGAGAUGAAAUCGCAAAUGGAGGAAUCGCAGCAGUUAAACAUCGCUCAUGAACAACAGGUGCUCAAACUGAAAAGCACCGUGAGAUUAUUGGAAGAGAGAAUUGAGUCGGAUAAUGAAGAAGUAAGAUUAAUACGUGAGCAGCUAGACCACCAUCAAAAUCUCACAAAGGAAAGAAGCAACGAGUGCACUGAACUGGUAAAACAGCUGGAAGAAGUGAAGAGAGAACGCGAUGGUCUUCUGGAUGAUCUUGCAACAAUGCGGAACGAAGUUGCUACGGUGAAUUCGCGCUUGGCGCAAGCUGAAGGCGACGCUGAAAGACGUCGUGCCGAGGAUAGCGAGAAACGUUCGUUGAUGGACGAUCUUCGGUUGAAUUUCGACCGCCUCACCGCAGAAAUCAAACAGAAAGAGUUAGUAGUGGAAGACCUGAAGGAGCAAAUUAAAAUGUUGGAGUCUGCUUCUGCAGAAAAAGAGGAGUUUGCGAAAGCAGAAAAAAUUCGUACCGAAGAAAGUUUCGAACUUAAACAAAGAGAAAUCGAACAGCAAUGGAGCGAGAAACUUCGAGUGGUGAAAUCUGAAUUAGAACAUAGAGAAAAAGUGGUGAAGGAAUGCGAGCAUCGUUUGGAACAACUUACUCGUCUUCACGAGAAGCUCAUGGAAGAGGAGCAUAGUAUAACUUUAGAGAAUGCUGAGCUCAUAGAAAAACUCCAGGAGACCUCGUUAAAGCAUAAAAAGGAAAUGGAGGAUUUGAUUGAGCAGAACAAUCUUGACAGAGAAGAGUGGGAGAAUGAAAGGCAAGAGCUCGAAAAGUCGAAAAACACCCUCUUGAACGGUUUGCGGGCCGAUUUAACGAGAGCAGAGGCAGAAGUGAAAGAAGCUCACGCCCGUGAGGAAGCUCUUAGAGCCGAUUUGGACGAGGCCAAGGAGGAAAUGAAGGAGCUGUCACAGCGUAUUGAAAGGGAGAACAGGGACAAAGAAGAGCAGCAGAGUCGUCUAAGAGAACGCGAUGAGUCGCAGGAAAGAGCUCGGCUCAAUUUUGCUGCUCAGCUGGAAGAAAGCCAAGUGAAGCUCGUCAAAUCCGCUGCUCAUCUGGAAGAAGCGAAUAGAAAGAAGCAGAGCCUAGAAGGGGAAAUCGCAAAACUGGAGGCAGUUGUGACAAGAAAGACGAACUCGAUGAAAGAAAUGGAACAAAAAAUUGACGGACUAAUGGAGAGGUUACGAACAAGCGAAACACAAGAGCGACAGUACAAAGAUCGGUUGGCAGUCCUAGAGAAGGAGAAUAUUGAAAUGGUCGCUUCGAGAGAUAAACAGGCCAAGAGACUAGCGGAUGAGCAGAAGAAAACCACUGAAUUAGAGCAAAAACUUCGCGAAUUGAACAAGGGAAUGCAAAAUGCGCAGAUAAAAGUACGAUCUGAGAUGGAGCAGAGAAGUGAGCGCAGCGACAAAGUUAUAGUGCUCACGAACAAGAUUCGACAACUCGAAGUUCAAUUGGCCGACAAAACAGCAAAGAGUGACAUUAGCUCGGACUUGGUGAAAAAAAUGGAAUCGGACACUCAGAGUAUGCUCCAAGAGCUAAAUAAUCUAAAACAAGUUAAUACUGGGCUCGUACAUCAAAACACGGAGCUUCGUACUACCUGCAAAGCAUUGGACGAAGAACUUGCCCACGUUCGAGCUGCUCUUGAGAAAAAAACGACCACCUCCAAACAAGCGAUGGCUGAUCUCCUGAACAACUACAAAGAGUCCGAAAGGAACUCCGUGGAAAGGGCAGCUGAAUGUGAACAGCUCAAAGUUCAGCUUCGAUCUGCCAACGCGAAAGUGGAGCGUCUGGAGAAACGACGCAAUGAGUUGGAGUCACGACUAGAGGAGGGAGAAGCACGAAGUUCUGAAUUGAUGAAAAAGAUCCAUCAAUAUGAGCGAAGCGCGAAAAUGGCACUGAGCAUGGCUGGACCACAAACUCCACUCCGUCCCGGUCAAUCCAUAGUUGACAUAUCGAAAGCCACGUCAUCUUCAGGAAUAGGUGAAUCCGUCUCCGUCUUGCGAACGACAUCAAGCUCACACGACUUAUCCUUCAGAACAUCUCCGGAAAGAACAGUUCACUUCCACGAUUCGGAUCAACUAGAUAUUAGUUCUUCUAUGGAAAUCACCCUUCGGUAUCUCAAAGAACGUAUCGAGCAGUUGGAAAGGGAUAAGGCUGAACUCAACAACGAGUUGAUUUCGCACCGAAAUGAGAUGCAAAAAACUACCACCAGAAUGCAGGAAGCUGUCAAUGCGAUGCAGUCGCUGGAAAAACGCGUGCAGGAUUUGCAAAGUGAGAACGAAAAUCUCGAAUCACGUUUAUCGACUCAGAGACAGUUAUAUAUAUCGAACGAGGAGACAAUGAGGGCGAAGGAUCUGGAGCACCGAGGCUUGAAAGCGAAAAUCAUGAGCGCCGAGCUGCACCUCCGCGAAAAGGACAGCAAAAUCAACCAAAUGAUGAGCCAAUUGGAAGCCCUACGAUUGGAGCUUUCGCAGAUCGGAGCCGAAAGACAAAAGCUGACUACCAUUGCAAAAGGAGCAGAACACGAGAUGAAAGCCAUUGAGAACGAGAGCAGAAAAUUCCAGCAAGAACGUGAUCAACUUGCGAGGAGGUUGUCAGAAGUAGAGUCAGAGUAUAAGGUCUCACGAGUUCGGUUGAGUGAUGUUGAGCAUGAACUGGAGCAAGCAAAAAGGCUUCUCGAAGAUUCCAGGAGGCAACAACGGAAGGAAAAAGAGCACCUUGACAAGCUGCAGUCAGAAGAAAGACAAUGGAAGCAAGUGGCAGUUACAGCGAAGAAGACGUCGGAAGAAUAUCAUAAGUCAGUCUUCGAGGAGAGAAUCACUCAUUUACAACACAAUCAUGAUGCUCUUCUCUCAAGGAACGAUGCAUUAGCUGCAGAAAUUGACCGACUGAAAGCCGAGUUGCGUGAUUCAAACCAUCGGGUUGCGUUGUUGAAUCAGAAAUUGGCCGAAUCCGAACGAAUCGUUGACGAUGCGAACCAGUCGAAGAGAACUAUGACGCAGCAGAUUCUUGCCUUCCAGAAGACCGAAUCUGAGUGGAGUAAGUUGGAGCGUGAGAUGAGAGAAGAACUUGUGAUGUUGCGCAAGGAGAGGCUUGUGUUGACGUCGGAGCUGGAGGAAUUGAAACGUAAGCUGGUUAGAGUGGAGGUGGAGAAGAAAGAGUUGGACGGAUUCCGUGCACGCGCGGAUCGAGAGGUUGCGUCUCUCAAAAAACACAUCGAAGCGUUGGAGGAGGAGAAAUCACGGACGGAAAUAGCUGUUCGAAACACGCUCAGCGAGAGGAAGGCUAUAGACAAAUCACUGGCAGCUAUGGAGAAAGAGAAUACUGAGCUUUAUAGAAACUGUGCGCAACUCCAGUCACAGAUUGCUCAACUCGAACGAGAUGCUGGAAGCAGGAAUGUGUCUAAAAUGAUGAAAGAGCAGAGCGAGUUGGAGUCGAAAAUCUCGAAGCUUACAACGGAGAAAAGACAGCUUGAAAUGGUCAUUGAACAAAAGGAGCUGACCUUCGCGCACAAACGUAAGAUGAUGGAAUCGCAACUAUCACUUCUACGAGAUCAACUGGAGGCCGAGCAAAAGAGGCGACUCGGUUCGCAGCAUGGAGGCGGUGCUGGUCCUGCGCCUGAACGACAGUUCAGUCGAGCUUCGGAUCUUCGCAUGAGCAGAUCCAAGUCGAUCCAACGACAGAAAAACCCAUUUCGGGUCCACCGCGCGGUCUCAUGCGAGAUGUUCCAGCGGUCUUACCGGUACGAGGCGUCGCUUUCCUCGAUCUCAACAUGCUCGUACCUCACCAAUGACACCUCGACUAGUGUAGAGACCACCAUACUGUAG
This is a messenger RNA of Necator americanus (New World hookworm), 5847 nucleotides long. RefSeq lists its product as uncharacterized. NCBI's taxonomy places the organism in Eukaryota, Metazoa, Nematoda, Chromadorea, Rhabditida, Ancylostomatidae. The record is from RefSeq and is a predicted model, not a curated record. The coding region runs from base 1 to 5847 and encodes 1948 amino acids. The transcript has 46 exons.